UGAAAAGCAUGGCGGAUGACACGGUGCAACGCGUGAAAGUAAACCCAGAGGAAGCACUCGAUGGUUCGAGUUAUGAUGGAAAUGUAACCUGCGACGAAAACAGCAAAGCAGAGAAGACUUUCAAGGAUUUGGGUGUUACUGAGGUUCUCUGUGAAGCUUGUGAUCAGCUGGGAUGGAAGGGUCCAACCAAAAUUCAGAUAGAAGCUAUUCCUGUAGCCCUACAAGGGAGGGACGUUAUUGGCCUGGCAGAAACUGGUUCAGGGAAAACUGGGGCUUUUGCUUUACCCAUCCUCCAGUCGCUGUUGGCGUCUCCACAGAGGCUUCACACCCUCGUCCUCACCCCCACCAGAGAGUUAGCAUUCCAGAUCUCUGAGCAGUUUGAAGCCCUUGGUUCUAGCAUUGGCGUUAAGUGUGCUGUUAUUGUUGGAGGAAUUGACAUGAUGUCUCAGUCCUUGGUGUUGGCUAAAAAGCCACAUGUUGUUAUUGCCACACCAGGUCGGUUGAUUGACCACUUGGAGAACACAAAGGGCUUCUCCCUACGAGCUUUGAAGUUCCUGGUCAUGGAUGAAGCAGACAGGAUCCUCAAUAUGGACUUUGAGACUGAGGUGGAUAAAAUCUUGAAGGUGGUUCCCAGAGAAAGAUGCACCUUCUUAUUCUCUGCCACCAUGACAAAAAAGGUCCAAAAACUGCAGAGAGCUGCUUUGAAAGAUCCAGUGAAGUGUGAAGUUUCCACAAAAUACUCUACAGUAGAUACACUGCAGCAAUACUACAUUUUCAUACCAUCCAAAUACAAAGACUGUUACCUGGUGUCUAUUCUGAAUGAGUUGGCUGGUAACUCAUUUAUGAUUUUCUGCAGCACAUGUAACGGUGCCCAGAGGGUGGCACUGUUGUUAAGGAAUCUUGGUAUCACUGCAAUUCCUCUGCAUGGCCAAAUGAGUCAGAAUAAACGACUCGGAGCGCUGAACAAGUUCAAGUCCAAAUCUCGAUCUGUGCUGUUGGCAACAGAUGUGGCAUCGAGAGGACUUGACAUUCCACAUGUUGACUGCGUCAUCAAUUACGACAUCCCCACCCACUCCAAGGACUACAUCCACAGAGUCGGCCGAACAGCCAGAGCAGGGCGAGCUGGGAAAUCCAUCACUUUUGUUACUCAGUAUGAUGUGGAGCUUUUCCAGCGAAUUGAAACUUUAAUUGGGAAGAAACUUCCCGCCUUUCCUACUCAUGAAGAAGAAGUGAUGAUGUUGGUGGAGAGGGUGAGCGAGGCCCAAAGGUUUGCCCGGCUGGAAAUGAAAGAGCAAGGUGAGAAAAGGAAAAGGCCUAAAGGAGGUGAUAGAGAUGAAGAUGACACAGAUCAAGCAAGUGGAGUGAGAAAGAAAGUGAAGGGAGGAGGAGGAAAAAAGAGAGGUGGAGCAGCUUGGAGGGGAGGACGGUAAAACCUUCGACCUUAAGACUACAGAUGCCACAUCAAACAAUGUGGAUUCCCUUUAUUUUUUUUUUUUUAGUAAUUACAGCAUGAAAAUGUCAUGUUUUCCUACAUUUACAGUGUAAGCAAAUGACUAUUUAAUUAUGGAAAAUAUGCUUUUCAUGUCCCCUUGCUUUUUUCCUUGAGCAAUAAAUUCCAUUGUAAAGUCAAA
This is a messenger RNA of Thalassophryne amazonica, 1631 nucleotides long. It is a transcript of the gene ddx47, whose product is annotated as DEAD (Asp-Glu-Ala-Asp) box polypeptide 47. Bases 9 to 1430 code for a protein of 473 amino acids. The record is from RefSeq and is a predicted model, not a curated record. Lineage: Eukaryota; Metazoa; Chordata; Actinopteri; Batrachoidiformes; Batrachoididae. Gene Ontology annotation, molecular function: ATP binding; RNA helicase activity; nucleic acid binding. The transcript is spliced from 12 exons.